This is a messenger RNA of Echinostoma caproni, 888 nucleotides long. The record is from the annotation of a GenBank genome assembly. NCBI's taxonomy places the organism in Eukaryota, Metazoa, Platyhelminthes, Trematoda, Plagiorchiida, Echinostomatidae.
AUGGGAUACUAUGAAACGGCUGAGACCAAACGGCUUUUGCGCAGUUGUGAUCAUCUGCAUGUCACAGAUCAGCUGCACGAGGCCUCUAUACGGGGUAGUCCGUAUUCGACCGCCCUACGGUUAUAUUGUCAACGUUCCAAGAUCCCGGAUACUCCCUACUGGUCCAUAACCGGUCGACAUGAUAUGUUUUGUGGUAUUUACAAUUCGACCGGGGACCGAUUUUUCAGCGGCUCACACGUUCAACUGGUCAUAUUCGGAGAGGACGAGAGAAAUCCGAGGCACACGAUGAUCAUCGGUGACACAUUUGACCCCAGUGAUUCCGUUGAUUCGACCGGUGUGUUAAAAACGUUCGCUGUUUGUUUUGCUGGAUCGGGGUCACGCAUUCUUUCCGGUCACAACGCGGGGAUUGUGCAAAUCUGCAAUAUCGGGGAUGGUCGUUGUGUGGAAACGCAAACGCGCCAUUGGAACGAAAGUUGCAAAGAUAUCAAUGCAGUGACAACGGUCGAUCCGUCCGGGAACGUGUUUCUAGCCGGUGGGGAUGACACCAACAUUCGGCACAGCUCUCGUAUUCCUCCAGGUGUGAAAACAUUUAACUUAGCAUGUGGUUGUUCCCUCCAAUUUCCUCCAAAGCUGUUUGAUUUACGGGCUUUGGAUACCGGACCGUUGGCUGUAUUCACUGGUCAUGUGGAUGGCAUCACCUAUCUGGAUUCCAAGGUGAGCACGAUGCACCCAACUGAUGACGAGUGCCUCAAUUUGGCCUGUAAGGUCCCAGGUUUGAUCCCCAGUUGGAUCGAUGGAUUAGCACUGCUGGUGACACCCAACCAACAGUGCUUCCUAGCUUUUCAGUUCGAGUUUCAUUUUCUAUAUACACGACGAAUUCACGUUUGA